Cornus florida is the source of this 753-nucleotide messenger RNA. RefSeq lists its product as uncharacterized. Bases 1 to 753 code for a protein of 250 amino acids. NCBI's taxonomy places the organism in Eukaryota, Viridiplantae, Streptophyta, Magnoliopsida, Cornales, Cornaceae. The record is from RefSeq and is a predicted model, not a curated record. The transcript is spliced from 2 exons.
AUGAAGGGUGCUGAUAAAAAAAUAUUGGAAGUGAAAUGUAAGGAUGCAUGGAAUGGUAUGAGCAUGGAGGAGAAGGGUCCAUAUUAUAAGGAUAAAAGAUUGCGUGAUUUGGAGUUCAAAAACCGUGGAGGCUUAGCAGUGAACAAAAAUAAGACGAAGGUUGAAUACAAGGUUAAACCUAGGUGGAACAAAUGCUCGAUCUCCAAAUUCAUUAACACAAUAUCUAAACUUGGAGAAGAAAAGAGGAAAGAUGUGGCAGAUAUAGGUUUCGGCAAUUUGCUGAACCUACAAUGUCAGCAUUUCUUUACCACAUUCUUUGAUUACAUCAUUGGGCAUUUGGAGAUACAGAAAUGGCGCAUCAAACUUGAAGAUAAUCAAUAUCUCCCAAUUAAUGCAAUUGAUGUCCACAACAUCCUUGGUUUACUUGCUGGAAUCACGGAUGUGCCUACAUGUCAACUUAUUAAAGCCAAUUGGAUAAGUGAAGAUGGAUAUCGAAGUGGGUUGAAUGUAAAUGCUCUGAUGGAAAAGGUAGAACAAUCUGAGUCUGGCGAAGAUUUCAAAAGAGCCUUUGUGAUUUUUGCAUGUGCCGCUUUUUUAACACCUAAUGGACAUUACAGUGCACAUGUAAAAGAAUUAAAGGCUGUUCAUAAUGUGAAUGAAAUUAAGUCUUACAACUGGUGUACAUAUGUGCUUGAAACUUUAAUGGCUCAUUUGGGUGAAUUUGAAGAAGGUGGGAAAAUAAAGCACGAGUAA